Molecule: messenger RNA, 981 nt
Organism: Perkinsus marinus ATCC 50983
Lineage: Eukaryota; Perkinsozoa; Perkinsida; Perkinsidae
Product: alcohol dehydrogenase, putative
Exons: 1
Coding region: 1-981 (326 amino acids)
Molecular function (GO): oxidoreductase activity
Source: RefSeq, a predicted model, not a curated record
AUGAAGGCAUUCACAUAUGCAAACAAGGCUGGGGAGAUGGUCUGGCAUGAUGGGGACUUGAAGAUUCCCAAACCAGGGCGUUCACAAGUUCAAGUGAAAGUGUUGGCAGUUGGCAUAAACCCUCUGGACUACAAGUUGCCUAUGAUGGUCCCCUUCAGCUCAUAUCUCCUCAGGGGCCGUCCGGCUGGCUUUGACUUUGCGGGGAAAGUGACAGUUCCAAACGGUGACUUCAACGAGGGGGAUGUGGUCUAUGGUGUGACGAUGAAGGGGGCGUUGGCUGAGUACACAACUGCUGAUACGAGUCGUAUUGCUAGAGUGCCUGAUGGGAUGGACCACACUACGGCUGCUGGGCUUGCCACUGCGGGUGAUACCGCACUUCUGGCUCUUCGUAAGGCUGGUAUAAGUGAAUCUACUAGGAAUGUAUUGAUCAUUGGCGCUAGUGGUGGCGUUGGGUGUAUGGGUGUACAGAUUGCCAAGAGUCUUGGUGCAAAGGUCUGGGGUGUUUGCAGCGGUAAAAACGAGGAGUUCGUGAAGUCUCUAGGAGCAGAUGAGGUUGUGGAUUACACUAAGAGUGGAUUCGCUUUCCCGAAUAAACAAUGUCCAACUGGCAGUGUUGAUGUUGUUUUUGAUACGGUGUCUAGCCCUGAAGAUAUGAACUAUGAGCCUCUCGCGAGAAAGUCUAUGAAGGCGGGUGAUGGAAAAUAUAUCUCAACUAACUCUCCGAGCCGUAUAGAUCUUGCCCGAGCAAUUCUGUCGAGCUUCUCCCCUUUCAAUUUGCAAAGGUCGGGGUAUUACAUGGUAACAGCCGAUGCGCGUACUGAGGAUUUGGCCACGCUUGCUGAUAUGGUCGUGAAGGGUGCCCUCAAGGUCCCUAUACAGGAGAUAUUGCCCUUCAAUGAGGAGGGCUGUAGGAAGGCCUUUGAUCUGCAGAAGAGUCGUCGUGUUCGAGGAAAAGUUGUCAUUGAUAUGAACAAGUCGUAA